This is a messenger RNA of Eucalyptus grandis, 414 nucleotides long. RefSeq names its product 14-3-3-like protein C. Bases 1 to 414 code for a protein of 137 amino acids. Gene Ontology annotation, biological process: signal transduction. The record is from RefSeq and is a predicted model, not a curated record. Lineage: Eukaryota; Viridiplantae; Streptophyta; Magnoliopsida; Myrtales; Myrtaceae. The transcript has 3 exons. Gene Ontology annotation, cellular component: cytoplasm.
AUGGUAGCCGAGCAACUGCGGCCAAGCAACGGUGGGCAAGCGAACUUCUCUCGCGAGAGCCUAGUCUACCUUGCGAAGCUCGGGGAGCAAGCUAAGCGUUAUGAUGAAAUGGUGGACAAAAUGAAGAAGGUUGCGAAGCCCAAUGUUGCAUUGACCGUAGAAGAGAGAAACCUACCACCUGUUGGGUAUAAAAAUGUUACUGGGGCUCGGAGGGCAUCCUGGAGGAUUCUGACAUCCAUAGAGCAAAAGAAAGAUGCAACGGGGAACGAGAUCAGCUUGAAGCGAAUCAAAGAUUGCAGUAAGAAGCUUGAAUCAGAGCUUUCUAGCAUCUGCAGUAUUAUCAUGGUUGUACUUGAGCAUGUCAUUCCUUCAGCAUCCGACGGUGAAUCCAAAGUUUUUUACUAUAAGAUGUGA